AUGACCUCAACAGAGACGCGGGAGAACAUCUCGACAAACGAAAAUGGCGAAUUUGAGGUUACAGAGACAGCGACAGCCAAUGGCACGAAGAGGGACGAACCCAGUCCGCUGGCCAAGGCUCCGGCUGUGUUAAUGCCUAAUGAGCAUACCGCAAUAUUAUACUUGUAUCUUACGUUCGACACAUCUCUGCCUGUUGUCAACAACAACCCAGAACGAGAAGACCAGCCACCACCUCCACCGCAGCCAGACUUGUCGCGUUUCCGCAACCCAAUUUAUUGGCCACAGCACCGCAAGAAUGUCAUGCUUGCAUUGUCUUGCAUCGCCACCUUUUUGGCGGCCUACACGGCGGGUUCAUACUCACCACCAGCUCGCACAAUGGCCAUGGACCUUGACAACGGCACGGCCUCGCACUUGGGGGUCUUGGCAGGAAUUUCAACCUUCUGUUUGGGAUUCGCCCUUGCACCUAUGGCCCUCGCCCCCGUGUCCGAGAUCAACGGCCGAUACCCGGUCUUUAUCGUCGCCAACGUGGUCUUUACCGCCUUCCAAGCCGCGUGCGGGGCUGUGAAGUCACUGGCAGGCAUGUUGCUCUGUCGGUUCGGAACGGGCGUUGGUGGCUCUGUAUUCAGUAGCAUGGUUGGUGGUGUCAUUGCGGAUCUUUGGGACGCCGAGGGACGCAACACACCCAUGACCCUCUUUUCUUGUGCUGUGCUUCUGGGCACCGGCAUCGGUCCAAUGGUCGGGGCUUCGUCGUUUUUCACUAUGGAGGGCAAGGGGAUGUGGCGAUGGGUCUUCUAUCAUCAAGCUAUCGCCUCGGCUGUUCUGAUGAUUGUAUUCGCUAUUUGCUUCAAGGAAAGCCGGGGGCCGGUGCUGCUGUCUCGUAAAGCAAAGGCGCUGAACAAGUGGUAUGAAGAUAUGGAAGCCAACGGAUAUUAUGGUACCUGGGUGGGCGACGAGUUUCUGCACCAGACCUCGUCUGUGUCCGUCGGCGGGUCGGGGUCCGAGUCUACCACAAUCGCUGGUACUCCGGAUCUGACGCCGCAGGAUGCCGACAGCUACGAUGAAGAAAAGGGCGACCCAUUAAGGCGAAACUCAUCAACCUCAACCCCAGUCACCCUUCGAAGGAUCCGAUGGAGGACCAAGUCCGAUGAGGAACGCACCUCUAUCGUCAAGAUGAUGUCUGUCUCGGUCUCGCGGCCAUUCCACCUCCUCUUCACUGAGCCCGUGGUCUUCUGGUUUGCGCUCUGGGUGUCAUUCGCCUGGGCAGUGCUCUAUCUCACCUUUGGUUGCAUUCCCCUUGUGUUCACCACAAUCUACGGCUGGAGUGUGGAUGCCUCGGGCCGCGUCUUUGUGGCCAUGUGCGUGGGUUCCAUCCUCGCCACCGCCGUGAGCAUCUACCAGGAGCGCCUCCUAUACCACCCAAAAUGGAACGCCGACUCGGACGUCGACCCGGCGACGCUGUCACAGUGGUGGCUGUUCCUCCGCCGGCGCUUCCCCACCAACGUCCCCGAGUCGCGCCUCUACUUCACCUGCAUCACCGCCGCCCUCCUCCCCAUAGGCCUGUUCGCCUUUGGUCUGUUGUCCCGCGCCGACCUGCACUGGAUCGGCCCGGUCGCGUCAAUUGCCGUCGCCACCGUCGGCAUCUUGUCCGUCUACCUGGCCUCCUUCAACUACCUCGCCGACGUGUACCAGGAGUAUGCCUCGUCGGCCAUCGCGUCCCAGAGCUGCUGCCGGAACCUGAUGGGCGGGGCGUUCCCGCUCGUCACGGGCCUGCUAUUUCGCAAUCUGGGCCCCGCCAACGCUGGCGUCCUUCUCGGCUGCAUCGCCGCAGCCCUCACCCUGGUGCCCUGGAUUUUGGUGGCGUAUGGGGAGCGAAUUCGGGCGAGAAGUCGGUUUGCAAUGUCUCUGGAUAAGAUUUAA
Molecule: messenger RNA, 1917 nt
Organism: Pyricularia pennisetigena
Lineage: Eukaryota; Fungi; Ascomycota; Sordariomycetes; Magnaporthales; Pyriculariaceae
Exons: 1
Coding region: 1-1917 (638 amino acids)
Biological process (GO): transmembrane transport
Molecular function (GO): transmembrane transporter activity
Source: RefSeq, a predicted model, not a curated record